AUGCAAAGACAAAGCAUGUUCUACUGCGACGGGACCCUAAUCCCCGAACCCGAACACAACCCACGCCAAGUGAACAACUGGGUCACUGUCUUCCUUAACGCCCGCGACUCGACAGCCUCCGAUGAAGACCUGCUACGUCUAGUCGCAACCUACAUCCGCACCGGCGCUGCGACUAUCUCCGUCCGUCCGAUGCACCACGCAUACCCUCUGUGCAUCUCUAUCAAGGUGCCUGGGAAUUAUCAUUCGAACAAGGCUUCGAUUUAUGCCGCUGCGGAGUUGCAGGCAGAUCAUUAUCGGCAGGAGGUUGUGGCGGGGAGGGUGAGCAUUAAUCGUGAGAUGCUUUUUCGGAAAUAUUGA
Molecule: messenger RNA, 357 nt
Organism: Penicillium bovifimosum
Lineage: Eukaryota; Fungi; Ascomycota; Eurotiomycetes; Eurotiales; Aspergillaceae
Exons: 1
Coding region: 1-357 (118 amino acids)
Source: RefSeq, a predicted model, not a curated record